UUCCACCACAUGACGCACACGAUCUGAAACCGCCAAAAAUAAAAAACGCCUUUUUCGCUCUCGAGCUCUUCUUCUCUACUGCUCUCCCCCUUUCCCCCAUUCCCCGCCGCUACCCGCGUCCGCGCGAGCAAACGCCGGCUCAACAGGCCUCUCCAAUCAGUGGGCGCUGCUACGUGGGCUCGUCAAAGUUUUUGUUGCCGCGAGGGAGGAAGGCGCUGCUUUGGAACCCAUCUUACACCUGGUGGAAGUGGUGGUGGUGGUGGCCGGUGGACACCAUGAGCUUUGUGUUCCGGGGCAGCAGGGCCGACAUCGAGGCCGGUGGCUUCCCAGGGUUCGCCACGGAGCGCCGUGCCAUGCGGAUUCAUGCCGGGGGGCGGCCGGUGAACAGCAAUUCCUUAGCUUUUCUUGUAACUGUUCUUGUUCUGUUCAUGGUACUGAGCUCGCACCAGAUGUCUCCGAACUUUUUGCUUUGGAUGGUCUUAGGUGUGUUCCUAUUGGCCACCAGCCUUAGGAUGUACGCUACAUGCCAGCAGCUCCAAGCGCAGUCUCAAGCUCAUGCUGCAGACGGCAACGGCUUCCUUGGACGCACAGAGUUGCGGGUGCAUGUCCCGCCAACCAUAGCCCUUGCUUCGAGAGGCCGGUUGCAAAGCCUUAGACUCCAACUUGCUCUGCUUGACCGCGAGUUUGAUGAUUUAGAUUAUGAUGCUCUCAGAGCGCUAGAUACCGACAAUAGCCCACAUGCUCCUUCUAUGACUGAAGAAGAAAUAAAUACUCUGCCUGUUUUCAGAUACAAACUUCAGGCGCAGCAGAGGAGCACCCCUUAUCGAAAAAGUAGUGACGGGCCAUCUGAACCAUUGGUUUCUUCUCCUGAAUCCGGCAAGGAGAAAAAGCAAGACGCAGAUGCAACAAGCAAAAUGACAGAGGAUGAGUUGACGUGCAGUGUUUGCUUAGAGCAAGUUGUGGCGGGUGAUCUAUUGAGAAGCCUGCCAUGCUUGCAUCGGUUUCAUGUGAACUGCAUUGAUCCAUGGUUGCGCCAACAAGGAACAUGCCCGAUCUGCAAGCACCAGGUCAGCGACGUGUGGCGUGGCGCCGGCAGCGGUGGUGAAAUGGAUGCCAUGGUGUAACAUGACAUGAGCUUCAGUUCUUAACCUAAUAUUACUAGGCGGUAGUACUAAAGGAAAACCCAUGGAAUCGGGGACGAGCUGUUUAGUCCUGCCGAGAGUUUCUGUACAUGAUGUGUUCCCAGUUCCUUCCUCUGUGAUGUUUAUGCAUCCAAAGGUUGUUGCUAUUUUCUUGUUGAGUUUUAUUUACCCUGCCGAUCAA
Molecule: messenger RNA, 1323 nt
Organism: Aegilops tauschii subsp. strangulata
Lineage: Eukaryota; Viridiplantae; Streptophyta; Magnoliopsida; Poales; Poaceae
Product: E3 ubiquitin-protein ligase SDIR1
Biological process (GO): protein ubiquitination; ubiquitin-dependent protein catabolic process
Molecular function (GO): ubiquitin protein ligase activity
Source: RefSeq, a predicted model, not a curated record